ACCGCCGCCAUUUUCCUUGUUGUAGGUGCAUCAAAUGUCAUAAUAAUUUAAUUUUUCGAUAUUGUAAAUUUUCUUUUACUUUUUAAGUUAUUUCGUAUGUAUUAUCAAGAUAAAUGCGUGUACUGUAAAGGUGUUAAGUGUUAGCCGCAGUGGAUUUUGCUUGCAAUUGCCAUCAUCGUGCGAAGUCGUCAUUUCAAGGAUCCUUCAUGUUCUUCAAAGAGGAUCAUCUCUAAAAGGCAGGAAAACGAUACACGCCCACGUCGAUGUGUAUUGUGAGACAUUGUUUAUGAGUCGAUCUCGUUGCGUAUAAUGACGCCGUAGGGCAGAGUGUGGUGCGAGAGUGUUGAUGGGACAAUGAGCGAGUCUCCAGGCGUGGAGUGGCUGCCGGCCUACAGCCCGGGCCCGCCACGCCACAGCCCGCUCGGACCCAUCCCGCGGUUCCUCUACGAGGAUGUUCAGCCACUGGGGCUGCAGCAGGAGAACAACAACAAAGAAUCAGACCAGAAAGAGAAUGCAAACAAAAUUCAACACGCGAAGCCAGCAUACAGCUAUGCCAGUAUGAUCAGGCUGGCGAUCAACAGCUCUCCAAACGGGAAGAUGACACUGAACGAGAUCUACAACUACAUAUGUAAUGCAUUCCCUUAUUACAAAGAAGCAGGAAAGGGUUGGAUGAACUCGAUAAGGCACAACUUGUCGCUGAACAAAUGCUUCAUGAAGGUGGCGCGCAGCAAGGACGACCCCGGCAAGGGCUCGUACUGGGCCAUGGACACCAGCUACAAGAUGGCGGAGGUCACGCCUCGCCGUCGCCGGAGUCUCAGGAUGGCGCCGUACAGCCCGGAGUGCAGCUCCAACAGCAGCGGCGAGGCGGGCGCGCCGCCGCCCGACAUCGCGCCCACGCCCCCCGCCACCCCCACCACCCCCACUACCCCCACCACCCCCACCUCGCCCGCCGCGCCCGCGCCGCUGCAGGGGGGCGCCAUCAAAGAGGAGCCGAAUACGAAACACACGGACGACGCUUUGACAGCGCUCAUGAAUGAGGAACUCAUGGCUGAUGUAGAUAUUACCAGAGAACGCCUGUGGUGUUCGGGGGUGCGCAGACACGUGUGCGGAGCCCUGCGGCACUCCGCGCUGACGGACGACUACGGGAACUUCGUGGUGCAGCGUCUGGACGACUGCGACUGCCCCGUCGACGAUGACGUCACCGACCCCGCGCCCGCCGCCGCCGCCGCCGCCGCCGGCUACUGGCCGCCGCAGAUUUUAUAACAGACGGUCGCCAUGUGACACCACUGAAGAGUUUGCGGCCGAGUUGCGUGAGUUUUUGUUACUGAGCGAUUUAAAAAAAUUGGUUUUUCGUGUCGAUAUUUUUAUGUGAUGCAUUUUCGCUGCAAACAUCUGAUGAUUGAAGGAUUUAUUCUAUACAAUACUAUGAAUUUUGUGGUAAUGAAAGAAGUUGGUUAUUAUUAUAGUAAAAACAGGAUUUACGACAUAGUUUUCAAAGUUGUAAAAUACUGACAUUAAUUGAAAAUUUAUUCACAGUCGUCAAUUGAAGUACUUCUUGACUGUGAUUGUUUGUGGAUAAAGAUAACAUAGGUGAAAUCCCACCAAUUUACCAUCGGAGGUUUGAUUGCAGGAGCCUGAGAAAGAAACACUACUGAAAAGCAUAAUUUCGAAUUGGUAAAUAUUUAACAACGAUAAUACAUGAAAUAAUUGUCAAAUCUAAUGAUAACACGAAGACUUUAAAGAAAACAGCAAAAUAUUUUUUCAAUACUUGGAAAUAUUUUUUUAUUCUCAUGCUCAGGAAUCAGUACCACAAAUAUAUAUGAUCUAAACAUGUACUGAUUUGGUGCCUUCACCUGUUCUACUAUUAUAUGAGAUGGUUUGUAUUGAAUGCACUUGGAAAACGGUCAGCAUACGUUUUAAACAUACCUUGAUCAGAGUAAAUAAAAAUUUCAACUUAAUGUUUUACUAAACUGUAUUUUUAUUAAUGGUCGUUCAGUGUAAGUAUUUUUAUUUACUUUGAUAUAUAUAUAUAUAUAUAUGAAUGUAUUUAUUGCAGUUUUUAAAAGGCAUACUAUUGUAUAAACGCUAUUAUAAAAACAAAGGUGACUAUCUCUGCUAUGAAUAGUAGAGAUAGUAGGUAAUGAAAAUGUAUUUGUUUGGUACGUGUAAGUCAGACAGUAAGCAAAAUAAAAAAAAAAACAUCUGUCAACCUCAAAUUUACUCCUUUUUUAAACAAAACAAUUUUUUUUAAAUCGGUAGGUAUGAGAAUUUUGUGAAUACAAUUGUUUUGUAAAGAGUUUGAUGUUUCGCAAACUUUGAAAGUGAAAUGACUUUAAGUAAGUCUUUUCGAACAUUGCAAGUUUCAUUCUAACGUAUAGUCCCAGUCCCAGCCAAGCUGUGGUCGACCGAGCGAGGCCGAGGGAAACGAAUACAAUAUCUAAAUCUAAGGACAAUGACGAAUUUGUGGUUAUAGUUAUAAAGGCGAGAUUCCCGCGCUCAAAAAAAAUCUAACAUCAAUUAUGAACUUUAACUCGAUGAGAACACGGUUAAUUUUCGUCGUAACGAUCAUUUUCAUCCUAAAUGACUGAACGGGGAAGAAAAAAAACUCCUGCUACUUUUUUACCAUUUUUUAAUCAGUAAUUUACUAUAGAUAUAUAUAUUUGUUUGGUAAAUUAUGAGCAGAAGGAUUUUUAGGAUUAUUCUCGUCAUUGUUGCGUAAUUUUUUUCAGUAUGUAAAAUGAAGAGAAAAUCCAUUCGUUCAAAUGUUAAAUGUAUAGUGUCGUAACGAAUUAUAGAUAUAUAUAUAGUAACAGAAUAACCGCAAUAGUUUUGUAUCGACUCGUUGUUUUUAUACGGAGCCAGAGACAUUAUCAGAUCACAUAUCUGCCAACUAUUUAGCGUAGCGUAGUUACCUAGAACCAUAGACACGGACCAUGCAAGGCGACGGGCCUCGGAGGGAUCUUGCUGUGUUGUACGUAAACUGUGCUACCUCUGGGCUUUCCCGCUCAUUGAUAUACGGGUGAUUGCUUAUUGUAGUCCAUUUGAUUGAAGUUUUCAAGGAAUCACAGUUUUCAUAAAAGAUUCAGCUGCAUGUUAGGCUUAUUUUAGUUAUAAUGUGUCGGUCUUUUAAUGAGAAAUAUUGAAAAGAUUAGGACCAAACAUAUUUUAAAUAAAAUAGGCAUAACAAUUUUAAGGGUAAAAUUGGAAAUUUAUAUUUAAAAAUUACGGCUUUCAAGCAAAGAUAUAACGUGAAAAUAAUACAGAGAUUAUAGCACAGUUUACAUGAGCGGAAAAUAUAUGUAGAAAAUGUAUAACAGUAUUUGGAGCCAGAUUGGUGAAGACAGAUCUCAGAAUGACCAGUAUAUUAUAUAGAAAUAUUAUCAUAGUGUGCUAAUUUUAUAAUUUUAACUGUGCAUAUGCGGUUAGCAAUCGUUUACGUUAAUACGAGAGUAUGAUUUACAUAUAUAAAAUAUUAUAAUAAAUAUAUUGAUAUAAAAUCGCACCUAUAUACGUAAUUAUUGCUUUUUAGUGUAGAUUUAAAGAUUUGGCCUAUCGAAGAUUUAUAAUAUUAGGUUCAGCUUGCCUAACCAUUGUUUUUGAGGUGCAAAAAACUCAACUUUUUUGUUACAUUUGUGCCAUAGAGUGGGAAGGGAUUGCGAGAUGAACAUUUAGAGUAAAAAUUGUCCCAUAUCUUAAUGAAAAUGUGUUCAGAAUUUUUUAGAAGUUGUACCUACAUACAUAAUAAAACUUAGUAUUGUGUGUAUAUAGUAAGGCAUUAUUUUAUAUAGAGUGUCUCCGGAUACAACAGCGCAUAAUAUUUUAAAUUGUGCCGGUUUUAUUUUAAUUGAUAAAUGUCUAUGUUUACGUAAAUACGUGUACUUUAUUUUAUAAGGAUACGAGACCACAUGUAACUAUUCUAACAUUUACACAUCACCUACUGAAUAUUAGGGUGUUAAACGAAAAGUAUACAUGUAGUUUCGUGAGCGGACAUAAUAUAAAAUGUAUAUAUUGUUUAUUUUAAUUUGUAUGUGAUAAGCCUGUCACAUAAUAUUUUAAGCACUUGAAUCACGCUACAAAACCUCAUAACGUUAACAUGAAAACGUAAUAAAUAUUAAUAUUAGAAUAUAUUUUAAUAACUUAUUGAGUUACAGGGAUAUUGUUUUGUUCAUGACGUAUACGAAAUGGGAAAAUGCAACACCAAUUUUUAAAAUUUUGUAGCGCGAUUCCGAAACAUGGUUUUAUAAAGUAAAUUUGAUUGGCAAACGUAAAAUUGCCAAUUUAAUAAGAAAUAAAUUAGUUAGCUAUUCAAAAUGUCUUGAGACCUUAUUGGUUCGUAAAAUUUACAUUCCUUUGAUUUAGUUGGAAAUAUUUUAGCAAUUUUUUUUCUUUUAUUUUAAAUAUUGGAGUUCGAUUCAGUAUUUAUAUUUACACAUACGUAUUGGUUUCGUAGAUAAUUUGAAUUUAUUAUAUUAUUUGGCUAAAGGAUAAUCGUCUACCUAUCGGUUUCGAUCACUAUGGGUUUCGAAUGAUAUUAUAAUGCAACUGGACUGGCAGCUUCAGCUUGUUAUUUUCAAAACGUUUUCCAAAGGAAAUAAUACGCUGGUAAGGGUCCGAAACGGUGGCUGUAGAGGCAAUAUCAGGACCCUUUGACAACUUGGAGGUCCCGGGUUCGAUCCCCGGUCGGGUCGUGAUGGAAAAUGAUCUUUUUCUAAUUGGCCCAGGUCUUGGAUGUUUAUCUAUAUAUGUAUUUGUUUUAAAAUAUAGUAUCGUUGAGUUAGUAUCCCAUAACACAAGUCUCAAACUUACUUUGGGGCUAGCUCAAUAUGAGUUUAUUGAACUGUGGUGUUGAUCAGUAGACGGUAAUCCUAGUUAGCUCGUUUUGCGACAUGGUGCAUAAUAAUAGUUGCCAUCUUUUUGUUUGAUAGUAUUUAUUAUUUUCUGUGAUAAAUGAUUUUAUUUUUGACAAAAAGCAUGACUGUCAAGAGAAGUUUAUUCAAGUAUGUAUUCGCUAAAGUAAACAGUGUUCAUGCAAUUUUUUGGAAAUUCUUUAACUCAUAUUUUAUAUACAAUUAAUUACAUUACUAACUUACGUUUGUAAUUUAAUUAUUUUAUACGGCGUUUUUACGCAUUGGGAUUUGCUAAGACAUAUUUUGUACGUGAUGGAUCAUCGCGUGUAUAGAAAUUAUGUUAUUUCGGUUACAACUCCGCCUAUGAUGAUAUUACCGCGGUACGAAGCAAAAUUAACUGUUUUAUUAUUGUAAUCACGUUAGCAGUUUAAUUUAAGAGUAGGAUGUUCUACCUCUAAACAAAUCAUAGUUGAUGUACAAUAUAAACUUUUAACAAA
Molecule: messenger RNA, 5344 nt
Organism: Plodia interpunctella (Indianmeal moth)
Lineage: Eukaryota; Metazoa; Arthropoda; Insecta; Lepidoptera; Pyralidae
Product: forkhead box protein J2-like
Exons: 6
Coding region: 355-1263 (302 amino acids)
Biological process (GO): regulation of transcription by RNA polymerase II
Cellular component (GO): nucleus
Molecular function (GO): DNA-binding transcription factor activity, RNA polymerase II-specific; RNA polymerase II cis-regulatory region sequence-specific DNA binding
Source: RefSeq, a predicted model, not a curated record